Dermacentor albipictus is the source of this 4039-nucleotide messenger RNA. The record is from RefSeq and is a predicted model, not a curated record. Lineage: Eukaryota; Metazoa; Arthropoda; Arachnida; Ixodida; Ixodidae.
UUGACAUUUUUUAUGUUCCGGACCAAACCGAUAUAAAGAACAGUCAGUUAUAUUCGCGCAUGCUUCAAGCUAUCCUCGAGCGCUGCGGAUCCCUUCAGGGGCGCCUUGGUGUUAACAGGAACCAGGCCAAUUAAGAAGGUGGCGCACUGCAGGACGCUACCAUAACAAAUAAGUGCCCGCUCUAGGCAAUACACGGUCAAACGAAAGCACUAUGCAUUCAUACGUAUGGAUAUUUGUGGUUCUCGCGGCUGGUCUUCAAUAUGUCCACGGGUGGGACGACAAGUCACCUCUAUAUUUGACGCCUUACAUUGAAGCCUGUGACUAUGAAACUGCAAAAAAUUUGAGCCACGUGCCAAUUUUCCAAGGGCUGGCUAACGUAUCAGCAUACUCUGGACUCAUCACAGUAAACAGCACGUUUAACAGCAGUCUCUUCUUCCUCUUCGUAGUGGCAGAGGGGAACAGGAGUGAUGCACCGAUCCUGCUGUGGACACAAGGUGGCCCAGGGCUGUCGUCGCUGUUUGGUCAGUUCCUGGAAAAUGGCCCUAUUGCCUUCGAUCCAAGAACGAACUUCUCACUAAGGUCUAACACGCUCCAAAGGAACAUGAGCGUUAUUUACCUUGAUGUGCCAGUUGGGAGUGGCUUCAGCUUCACGGCGGACCCUCGCGGGCACUCGACGAAGCUGGAAGACAUCACUGAGGAUGUGAUGGAAUUUAUGAGGCAGUUUUUGGAGCUCUUCAGUGAAUUCAAAAAUCGGGACUUCUACCUCGCCGGAGAAUCCUAUGGAGCAAGGUAUUCCGUCGCCAUCGCCCACGAGAUGCUAACAAAUAAGAAUAGACUGCCCCUUAACCUUCAGGGAAUAAUUGGAGGAAAUGGAUUCCUUGGCCCGGUACUGGACACGGCUAACUCGGCUGAAUUUCUCUACCGAACCUCAAUGCUGGACGACAAAGGACGCAUGCAGUUUGACAUGACAUUCCAGUACAUGAAGAACUUGUCAAUGACAGAAAACGCUACUCAAGUUCCUCUUAUAUUACUAAGUACGAUUUUCGCUGACCCUACGAAGCAACGACCCACCCUUUUUCAAAAUCUUACCUUAUACAAUGAUCAUGCGAGCCCUCUGUAUACGGAGAGACCAUAUAAUAUGCUUGCUUGCUUUUUCUUCUUGAACAACUCUGUGGACUUAAGGAGGUACAUUCACGUCGGAGACAACGCUACCUUUCGCUACGCUGACAAAACCCUCAUUUAUAUGUUUGCGCCUGACUGGUUGAGAGAUAUUACUAAUCUCACACAACGUGUGCUGAACGAAACAAGGGUUUUGUUCUACACUGGUCAACUGGAUGCACUUUUCCCUUCAGUCAACCAACGAGCCUAUUUUUCUUCCCUGCAAUGGGCACACGGUGACCAAUAUCGCCAAGCUCCGCGAAAACCUUGGAGCCCACCCGGUCGGAGCCCGUACAUGGGUUUCGCUGGCUACAUGAAGCAAGCCGCUAACUUUACGGACGUUGUUGUGCUUGGAAUGAGUCACUACGGCGCCGCAGAAAAAUCUGAUGAAGCUUACUACCUGACUACACAAUUCGUAGCAAACAAUCUUAAAGCAAAUGGUCCUUCAGCAGGAAACAUAAAAAAGAAAGGGGACGACGUCGCUUUCGUGGACGACGCCGCCUACCGAUGCAACCAAGCCUUCGCCGCGGUAGUGGUCUCGUCCUCGCAACGGACCAUAAACGCCGCCACGGUGGUCACACGUGACUCUGAUGUGGCGGAGCCAGUGGCUAUGGCUUUGGCAAUGCUCGACGACAAGCGAGAGACACAUACCUAUCCCAACCCUGCCACGUUACACAUCAUCUACCCGGACGUCGACCCCGACGAUGUGUGCCCCUCGUGUGGCGACACGGCGACACUCGCACACGUGCUCUGGGAUCGUAGGAACGCUCCCCCCGACUGUACCUCGGAAGAGUGGCAGAAGACCAUACGAAGUCCGCUACUCCAAGACCAGCAAUGGGCAGUCCAGCAGGCUCGUGCAGCGGCCGCCAGCUCCACAGGUUCCGGGCCACUGUUCUUGACACCUUUCAUAGAACAGAACAACUGUAACGAAGCCAGGGCUAUAAGCAGGGUGAAGCUGUUCAAAAACGAGGUGAACGUCACUGCUCACUCGGGCUACAUCACUGUGAACAAGACACUCGGGAGUCAUCUCUUCUUCCUCUACAUACGAGCCCAGGAGCACACGUCCACCACUCCGCUUAUGCUUUGGACACAGGGAGGACCAGGACUGUCCUCCCUAUUCGGCCAAUUUCUUGAAAUCGGACCAUUGGCCAUCAACAGCGACGGAAAUCUGUCCAAGCGGUUCCGGACUAUUCAAAAGAACGUCAGCGUCCUUUACCUGGACGUCCCUGUUGGGGCGGGCUACAGCUUCACGAAAGAUCCUUCGGGUUACGCACACAGCCUGGAGGAUAUCAGUGUGGCUGUCACUGAAUUUCUCGGCCAGUUCCUGAUUCUCUUUCCCGAAUACAAUGAGAGGGAUUUCUACGUCGCCGGAGAGUCGUACGGAGGAAGAUACGCCGUUGGUAUCGCAUUUCGCCUGCUCACAAACACAGUCAAACCGGUACCUCUCAAGCUCCGAGGAACAAUUGCUGGGGUCGGAUUCCUGGGGCCAAUCUUCGAGAUAGCCGACUCCAGCGAAUUUCUGUACCGUGCUUCAAUGCUCUCUGAGGAAGGUCGCGACACUUUCACGAAGCAAUUCCAGCUCAUGAGAAGCCUCUUCGCGUCUCGUAAAGUGAAAGAAGCCCUUUACCUUUUGUUACAAACAAUCUUCACCGAUAGCACACACCCCACCUUAUUUCAAAAUCUCACCCUGUACAACAACCAAGCCAGCGCUCUGUAUUCCGAGAAGCCUGCAAACAUGAUCGAGUACUACCACUACGUCAACACGACGGCUUUCAGAGAAGCCAUACAUGUUGGACUUGACGUUGAGUUCGAGCCAUACAGUCAAAUCUUCAUGGCCAACCUGGCACUGGACAUCGUGACGGACAUCAGCGCUCAGAUAGAGCUGCUCCUCAACACCAGUCUAGUGCUGUUCUACACGGGGCAAGUAGAUGCGCUGUUUCCAUCGACCGUCCUGAGAGCUUACUUCCGUACACUGAACUGGACAGGAGCGUCGCAGUACCGAAACUCUUCUCGUGGUGUAUGGAAGGCGCAGGACGGUUCUAACAGCAUAAGUGGUUACAUAGUUCGAGUGCACAAUUUCACCGAGGCUAUUAUACUUGGAGCGGGUCACUACGCUGCAGUAGACAAACCAGAUGAAGCCUACUAUUUGAUGUCAAAUUUCAUUGAUUCAAGGAGCACGUUAGCCUAACGCUUACGUGAAAGAAACAGUUGCGUCAACCGAUAGGCUUAUUCAACGUUGAAUUAAAUCAAAUAAUUUCAUAGCAUCAUCCUUCUUUCAAAACUCUGAAAGACACUAGCCCAGUUCCAUUAUUCAGCGUAUUCUUUCAACAAUAUACGUCACGUUGAUGGCAAGCAUUUGUCACGCGCAUAUGUGUCUGAAGGUUGCUUAGGGUGCCAUCAGAAGAGUCGUGUAGAUCGUACAACUCAAUAAGCCUGAACAAAGAUCAUUUUGAUAAAAGAUUUUCUUGCGUUUUACACGCCGCGGUGGCUCAGUGGUUUGGGCGCAGCGGUGCAGAGCUCGAGGUCAGGGAUUCGAUUCUCCCUGGGCUGGCCGCAUUCCUUGGUAAAGGCAUGCAAAAACGGUCACGUAAUGGUAAUCGUUCGAGAACUCCAGCUGGCCUUAAAUAUUUCGGAGCCCUCUAUUACAGCGUACCUCGUAAGGAUAUUGUGGUUUUGGCAUGUAAAACCCUAGAAUUACGAUUAUAAUUAAGUUUAUCGUGUUCCUUUUUAUAACAUUCUCCUACCUUGCAUAUUCACAGCCAGAAAUUUGGGACCAAAGAAGGCAUGGAAGCAUCGCUCACUUUGAUAAAAACACGCUGCGAUGUUCGUCCCCUUCAAUGUAUACACAGUAUUUACACCGAAUAAAGCAGAGUGAAGUACA